Mollisia scopiformis is the source of this 1197-nucleotide messenger RNA. RefSeq lists its product as uncharacterized. The record is from RefSeq and is a predicted model, not a curated record. The transcript has 2 exons. Gene Ontology annotation, molecular function: zinc ion binding; DNA-binding transcription factor activity, RNA polymerase II-specific. The coding region runs from base 1 to 1197 and encodes 398 amino acids. Lineage: Eukaryota; Fungi; Ascomycota; Leotiomycetes; Helotiales; Mollisiaceae. Gene Ontology annotation, biological process: regulation of DNA-templated transcription.
AUGUCUUCUCCGAAAACUAAGACAAGACAGAAAUCAUGCAUAGCUUGUGCAAAUGCUAAGCGUCGCUGUGACAGACGAACUCCUAUCUGCACACAGUGUGUCGGGAAAUCAAUCCUCUGCGAAUACAAGGGCUCUGUCAAGCCAAGGAUGGAAAGACCUCCCAUCUCCGAAAUAUCGAUCGAUACACCAGUAGUGUCUAGGCCAGAGACCAAUGGCCUCUCACAGCCUCUCUUGGACUAUCCCAACUCUUCAGUACCCACCGAUUUCCCUCGGCAAAUAAAUCCCAUGCUCGACGUCGACGAAACUUUCCUCGAUAUGUACGACAUGCAGCUACUACAUGAUCCACUUCCACUUCCAAGAAUAGGGACUAUGGACAGACCUCGUGCUACUUGGAUCAUCAAAGCUCUUCGAUCUUACCCUACACUCCUCCUAACGACAACCAGAACGCCAUUCAUUCAUCCGCUGCUCUUUUCUCCGACUAUCUCUUCUCCUCUUCAAGAUGCAAUUUCGGCUUGCUCACUCUAUCUCGCCAAGAAUGAGACAAAUGGAGCUGUGGUCUGGGAGGUUAUCUCGUCGAUGAUUGCAAAGUUGUUGCAACCUAUGCCGAAUUGGGCUGUGGCGGAACAUCUAUCUUGUGUGCAGUCCUUGGUCAUCUUCCAAAUUAUCAGACUAUUUGAUGGAGAUGUGAGGGCACGAGGUGAUGCAGAAGAAGCAGAAGUUGUACUGAAUGACUGGACGGAUCGUCUUGCUCUGCGAACUGGUAUCGUCGUCGAGGAUCAAGACAAUGCGUCAUUCGAUGCUGGUUAUGUGAUCGAGAAAAGUUGGGAAAGUUGGGUGUUCGAAGAGAGUGUGAAGAGGACGGUGAUCGUCAGUCGUAUGGUAUCGGCUAUGUACUCGGUGUUGAAGAAAGGGUAUUGCACUUAUGUCGAGAAGGUCACGGAGCUGUCUUUCACAGCAGGGAAGGAGCUGUGGGAUGCAGGUAGUGCUGUUCAUUGGAGACUUGUGAUGGAAGCACAAAAGAGCUUAGAUGUGCAGCGAAUGGAGUUAGACGAGAUACUAGGCAAAGCUAGAUUGGAAGAUGUAGAUGAGUUGGGCUUGCUGAUGCUGGUUACGUACAAAGGUGUCGAUGGGGUUAAUGAAUGGAUUGUACAGAUGGGUAGCAAAUCAUUGAUAGAUCCUUGUCCUGUCGGCCCUUGA